UUACAAUUUCAUACCCAUUAUCCCCAAAAUUCUGUCCCUUUUAAUGAAUUUCUUGUCUUUUCGUUCUGAAUUCAAAGGAAUGAACAGAAUGUCCACUCAAAAUUCAUUAAAAGCUUUCAAAUUUAUGGUGUUCCGGCCAGCUGAUGUCUUCGCUCUUUUCGUUAGAACCUUUCUUGUCAUCUCCAUCGUAGCCUCUUUUUCUCUCUUCUUUUACCUCACCUUAUACGACAAAAUCCCCCGUUGUCACGGCUGUUUCGGUGCACUCCGAAUCUCAAACCACCGGGAAGUGAAGGCUUUCGGUGCCGGAGAACAGCCGACGAACAUUUCCCAUCUUGUGUUCGGCAUUGGUGGCUCUGUCAAGACGUGGGACGAGCGACGCCAUUACUGCGAGCUGUGGUGGAACAAGAAUAUCACUCGUGGGUUUGUUUGGCUUGAAGAGAAGCCUGAAUUUCCCUGGCCACAAUCCUCUCCGCCCUACCGUAUCUCCGACGACACCUCCCAAUUCAACUACACUUGCUGGUAUGGGUUUCGAUCGGCGAUUCGUGUGGCUAGGAUAAUCAAGGAGACUUACGAACUGGGGUUGAAGAACGUGAGGUGGUUCGUGAUGGGAGACGAUGAUACAGUCUUCUUCACCGAGAAUUUGGUGGAUUUGUUGGGCAAAUACGAUCAUAAUCAAAUGUAUUAUAUCGGCAGUAAUUCUGAGAGCGUAGAACAAGAUGAAGUUCAUUCUUACGCCAUGGCCUACGGCGGCGCCGGAUUCGCCAUUAGCUACCCUCUCGCGGCGGUGCUCGUUAAAAUUCUAGACGGCUGCAUCAACCGUUAUGCUGACAUGUACGGCUCCGAUCAGAAAAUCCAGGGCUGCAUCAGCCAGAUCGGCGUUCCGUUGACCAAAGAACUUGGAUUCCACCAGGUGGAUAUUCGAGGGAACAUAUAUGGUAUAUUAGCUGCACAUCCAGUGGCGCCGUUGGUCUCGCUCCACCACCUGGAUUACCUAGAGGCCAUAUUUCCAGUCAUGACCCCACCCGACUCGAUCAAGAAGCUCCACACUGCUUACAAAACGGACCCAGGUCGAGCCCUUCAGCACAGCUUCUGCUACGACAUGGCUAGUAACUGGUCCGUUUCGGUGUCGUGGGGUUACAGUGUUCAGUUAUAUCCAUGGCUGGCCACAGCCAAGGAACUGGACACGCCCUUUCUCACGUUCCAAACGUGGAAGACAGAAGCCAAUGAAUCCUUCACUUUCGAUACCCGACCCGUAAGUUCCAACCCGUGUGAAAGACCCAUUCUUUAUUUCUUGGAUACGGCGGAGAGAUUUGGCGGCCGCAGAUGGCGGACGUUGACCAGCUACCGGAAAUACGUGGAGAAUAAUACCAAUGAGUGUAAGCAGCCGGAUUACGCCUCUGCACUGUCGGUUGAGUAUUUCAACGUGUCGGCGCCGGAAUUCGACCGCCGUCUGUGGAGGCAGGCACCACGAAGACAAUGCUGUGAUGUCGUCCAUGAUAACAACACAAUAAAUGGAUUGAUGCAAGUUCGUAUUAGAGACUGCAAUCAAUUUGAAAGUGUGACGCCGCCAUAACAAAACCACACACCUCUAAGAGGUAAUUAAGCAUAUCAUCAAAUUAUUUUAA
This is a messenger RNA of Cucurbita pepo subsp. pepo (vegetable marrow), 1625 nucleotides long. RefSeq lists its product as uncharacterized. The record is from RefSeq and is a predicted model, not a curated record. Lineage: Eukaryota; Viridiplantae; Streptophyta; Magnoliopsida; Cucurbitales; Cucurbitaceae.